Messenger RNA from Capsicum annuum, 1080 nucleotides. RefSeq names its product probable WRKY transcription factor 13. The record is from RefSeq and is a predicted model, not a curated record. The transcript has 3 exons. Gene Ontology annotation, biological process: regulation of DNA-templated transcription. NCBI's taxonomy places the organism in Eukaryota, Viridiplantae, Streptophyta, Magnoliopsida, Solanales, Solanaceae. Gene Ontology annotation, molecular function: DNA-binding transcription factor activity; sequence-specific DNA binding. Bases 138 to 839 code for a protein of 233 amino acids.
GUCACCAAAUAUUAGUCCUUUCACAGUCUCAAACUCUUUCCCUUUUAUAAGAAAUCAAACUACCUGGUCUCUUUCUUACACCUGAACUUCUUCUACAUCCUUCACAGAUCUCUAGAGAGAGAGAGAGAAAAGGAGCAAUGUUUAGCCAGAGCUUGCUUGAAGAUCAUCAAGAUAUGUCAUCACAACUUGGAUUUUUCUCUUUUCCUCCAAAUUACAACAACGUGGGCAUGAUUAGUACUACUACUACUGCUACUCUACCAUUUAUUGGAUACAACCAAAAUACUCUAAAGACCCUCACUAUGAAUAUCCCUCCCUCUUUUGAUCAUUCCUUAAAUAUUCAAGAAUCUACACAUGAUCCAAGGCGCAAAGAGGACCUUAGUCCUAUAUUUGGGGGACCCCAUCUUCAUUCCUUGCAAAAAUCCACUCCAAAUACAUGGGCAUGGGGAGAAGUGAAUGAGAGCAGCAAUAUUAUUAAGAGAAGGGAGUUUGAUCAUGAUCAUAAUUUAGGGGUUUCAUCAAUCAAGAUGAAGAAGAUCAAAUCAUCAAGAAGGAAAGUAAGAGAACCAAGAUUUUGUUUCAAGACUAUGAGUGAUGUGGAUGUGUUGGAUGAUGGUUAUAAAUGGAGAAAAUAUGGCCAGAAAGUUGUUAAAAAUACCCAACAUCCCAGGAGCUAUUAUCGAUGUACACAAGAUAAUUGUAGAGUUAAGAAACGAGUGGAGAGAUUAGCAGAAGAUCCGAGAAUGGUGAUCACAACAUAUGAAGGGAGACAUGUUCACUCUCCAUCACAUGAUGAAGAGGAUUCACAGGCUUCAUCACAACUUAAUAAUCUCUUAUGGUAGUCACAAAAUAUGGCACGGUCUUUUUAUAUACUCAAUUUUAUUAACCCUCUUUGUUUUUUCAUGUAAUGGAGAUUAGGUUUCAUUUCCUAGUUUACUAAUGAUGGAUGCUAUUAACUAUAAAGUCCAAUAUGUAAUUUGUUAUGUGGACCACUGGACUUGGCUCUUUACUUUGAUGGGCCUCAUGCCUCCCACUGUAUUGUAAGUUGAAGGCGAAAAAUUGAGAACUAAAUUUGUGGUCUGA